Molecule: messenger RNA, 2272 nt
Organism: Carcharodon carcharias (great white shark)
Lineage: Eukaryota; Metazoa; Chordata; Chondrichthyes; Lamniformes; Lamnidae
Gene: ddx49
Product: DEAD (Asp-Glu-Ala-Asp) box polypeptide 49
Exons: 13
Coding region: 6-1481 (491 amino acids)
Molecular function (GO): nucleic acid binding; ATP binding
Source: RefSeq, a predicted model, not a curated record
UCCGGAUGGUGACAUCCGAAGAAGUCAUGGCGGCCGCGGACAUCGGCUUUCUCGGGCUUCAGGCCUGGCUCACGGAGCAGGCCGAGCGGCUGGGGAUCCGCCAGGCCACCCCGGUCCAGCGGAGCUGCAUCCCGGCCAUUCUCCGGGGACAAGACUGUAUGGGCUGUGCCAAAACCGGCAGUGGCAAAACGGCAGCAUUUGUUCUCCCCAUUCUUCAAAAACUCUCGGAGGAUCCGUAUGGAAUAUUCUGCUUGGUGCUGGCUCCAACCAGAGAGUUGGCCUACCAGAUUGCUGAACAGUUCCGAGUCCUGGGGAAACCUCUGGGUUUGAGGGAUUGCGUUGUUGUUGGUGGAAUGGAUAUGGUCACACAGGCUCUAGAACUUUCCAGGAAACCUCACAUUGUCAUAGCAACUCCAGGGCGCUUAGCUGACCACAUACGGAGUAGCAAUACCUUCAGCCUGAAGAAAAUAAAGUUUCUGGUAUUGGAUGAAGCUGAUAGGCUGUUGGAACAAGGCUGUACGGAUUUCACGCAGGACCUGGAGCAGAUUCUCGGCGCUGUCCCCACCCAAAGACAAACACUGUUGUUCAGUGCCACCCUCACGGACACAUUACAGGAGCUGAAGAAGAUCGCCAUGAACAAGCCUUUCUUCUGGGAAUCUAAGACUGAAGUUCGCACAGUGACUGAGCUGGAUCAACGAUACCUCCUGGUUCCUGAACGAGUGAAAGAAGCUUUCCUCGUGCACAUAAUCCAAAAGAUUCAGGAUGAACAUGAGGAUUGGUCCAUUAUCAUUUUCACAAACACAUGCAAAAUGUGCCAGGUCCUGAACAUGAUGCUGCGGAGGUUCAGCUUCCCGUGUGGGGCCCUUCAUUCCAUGAUGAAGCAAAAGCAGAGGUUUUCCACACUGUCCAAGUUUAAGUCGAGCAUUUUCAAGAUACUCGUGGCCACAGACGUCGCUUCUCGUGGUCUUGAUAUUCCCACAGUCCAUGUCGUCAUCAAUCAUAACACACCCGGAUUGCCAAAAAUCUACAUCCAUCGGGUUGGGCGCACAGCAAGAGCAGGUCGACAUGGCAUCUCCAUCACUCUUGUUACUCAGUAUGACAUUCACCUGGUUCAUGCAAUUGAAGAAGAAACAAAGACUAAACUGAAGGAGUUUCCUGUGGAUGAGGAGAAUGUGCUGAAGAUUCUCACACAUGUGAAUGUGACUCGGCGAGAGUGUGAGAUUGAAUUGGAGUCAACUGACUUUGAUGAGAAGAAGGAAAUCAACAAAAGGAAGCAGAUGAUUCUAGAAGGAAAGGACCCAGAUAUGGAGUUACAGAGAAGUAAGGAGCUGGCAAAAAUAAAGGAGGGGAAACGGAAAUUUCAGCAGAGAAUGCGAGAGACUCUGGAGAGAGAAGCAGCAACUCGGCUCAAACACAAAUUGCUGAAGAAAAGAAAUCAACAGAAGGAAGCAGGGAAAGUGAAGGGAGAGGCUGGAAUAUGAUCACUGGACAAAGGCUCGUGAUACUGGGCACUUUCCAGGUUGAAACCUAACAGAAGUGGGAUUUUGUAACAUUGAUUUGCUGCAGUGCAGACAAUGCAGGAACUGAAACAUGUUCUAAUUUCAAUAGAGUGUUAAAUAUCAGUUCUACAGACAUCAUUGUUUCCUUUAAGGUUGCUGCUCCUUCCAUGUGUGGUGGUAGGUGAGCAUUUUGCCCUCAUUUGCAUAAAAAUCAAUACAUAAUUGCUCAGAUGUAUUUGAGCUGAGAAUUCCUGCUUUGAGUGCUACAGAACAUAACAGUUCCAAGAAAUCUCCUACUGCCUGUGUUGAGCAGUUUGGGUUAAUAUGCUCCUUGGCGUUUAGAAAAAUGUGAGCUUAAUGAAUGAAAUAGAAGGCUCUGAGGUAUAUUUCCCCUUGUGGGGAAAUCUAGAACUAGGGAGCAGACUUUCAUAAGGUUUCUCCCAUUUAAGACAGAUGAGGAAUUUCAUUAAUUGUAAGUUAGUAAUUGUAGGUAUUUACCGAGAUAAAUGUUUAUCUACUAGGAUGAGAGGUUCUAGUUUUCUUGUAAAUUCAGUGCUGUUCAGUUAUUAGUUGAGGAACUCGUUUACUCCAUUUUAUGAAACUGAUCAUUAUAAAUGAUACUGUGUAACAUUGCAAACAAAUUCUGGCACAGACUACAAGCAAAUCUUAAAAGGCAUUUUACUCCAGUUUUUAUCAAAUAUGUCCUAAUGAAGGAAAUGUCAAACAUUUAAACUAAAUAGAGGAACAAUACGAAAUAAAAACUGAUGCCAGUG